Messenger RNA from Gekko japonicus, 5068 nucleotides. It is a transcript of the gene DDX42, whose product is annotated as DEAD-box helicase 42. Gene Ontology annotation, molecular function: RNA helicase activity; nucleic acid binding; ATP binding. NCBI's taxonomy places the organism in Eukaryota, Metazoa, Chordata, Lepidosauria, Squamata, Gekkonidae. The coding region runs from base 221 to 2992 and encodes 923 amino acids. The record is from RefSeq and is a predicted model, not a curated record. The transcript is spliced from 19 exons.
UGCACCGUCGAACGCCAUUGCUUCGGCGCCGUCUCCCGUUUCUUCUCCGUAGUAACCGUCUGUGUGGGGAGCGGGGCGGGUGAAAAAAAGCCCCACAACCCCGUUUAGGUCUGAGGAGGCGGUGGACUGUUUUCCGUUCAUCUUGGGAGAACUUUGUAAUUACAAUCUCAGCACACGAACUAUUUCCACAAUCAACACUAUCAAACCCUCCACUGAAAAUAUGGCUGACGCCAUGAACUGGAACAAAGGUGGCCCUGGUACCAAAAGGGGUUUUGGUUUCGGUGGCUUCUCAAUAUCAGCUGGAAAGAAGGAAGAGCCAAAACUCCCUCAACAGUCUCAUAGUGCUUUUGGAGCCACUGGUUCUGCAGCUGGAUUCGGGAAAACACCACCACCUCAGCUGCCUUCUUUUUACAAGAUUGGAUCCAAACGGGCAAACUUUGAUGAGGAGAAUGCGUAUUUUGAGGAUGAAGAGGAAGAUUCUAAUAAUGUUGACUUGCCGUACAUUCCUGCCGAGAACUCUCCCACUCGGCAGCAAUUUCAUUCCAAAACACCGGACUCGGACAGUGAGGAUGACCCCUUGGAGGCGUUCAUGGCUGAAGUCGAGGAUCAGGCUGCUAGAGACAUGAAGAGGCUGGAAGAUAAAGACAAAGAAAGGAAAAAUACAAAGGGUAUACGCGAUGAUAUUGAAGAGGAAGAUGACCAAGAGGCUUACUUCCGUUACAUGGCAGAAAACCCCAAUGCUGGUGUGGUCCCAGAAGAAGAGGAGGACAACCUGGAGUAUGACAGUGAUGGAAAUCCAAUUGCUCCCUCCAAAAAAAUCAUUGACCCUCUUCCUCCAAUUGACCAUUCAGAGAUCGAAUACCCACCAUUUGAGAAGAACUUCUAUGAUGAGCAUGAGGAAAUCACCAGCCUCACUCCGCAGCAAGUGGUGGAGCUUCGCCAUAAGCUGAACCUCCGGGUCUCUGGAGCUGCUCCACCAAGGCCGGGAAGCAGUUUUGCUCAUUUUGGUUUCGACGAACAACUUAUGCAUCAGAUCAGGAAAUCGGAGUACACUCAGCCUACCCCUAUCCAGUGCCAGGGUGUUCCAGUAGCACUGAGUGGCAGAGACAUGAUUGGCAUAGCGAAGACUGGCAGUGGGAAGACAGCGGCUUUCAUUUGGCCCAUGUUGGUUCAUAUCAUGGAUCAGAAGGAGCUGGAACCAGGAGAUGGACCCAUUGCAGUGAUUGUGUGUCCAACCAGAGAGCUGUGCCAGCAGAUCCAUGCUGAAUGCAAGCGCUUUGGGAAAGCCUACAACCUGCGCUCCGUAGCGGUGUAUGGUGGAGGAAGCAUGUGGGAGCAAGCAAAAGCUCUGCAAGAAGGGGCAGAAAUCGUUGUCUGUACUCCAGGCCGGCUGAUUGAUCACGUGAAGAAGAAAGCUACCAACCUCCAGAGGGUCACUUACCUUGUGUUUGAUGAAGCUGACAGAAUGUUUGACAUGGGUUUUGAAUACCAAGUCCGCUCAGUCGCCAGCCACGUGCGUCCCGAAAGGCAGACUUUGUUGUUCAGUGCAACCUUUCGGAAGAAGAUCGAGAGACUGGCCAGAGACAUUCUGAUUGACCCAAUUCGUGUGGUGCAGGGAGACAUUGGAGAGGCAAAUGAAGAUAUCACUCAAAUUGUGGAGAUCUUCUCCUCUGGCCCCAACAAGUGGAACUGGCUGACCAGCCGCCUCGUGGAAUUCACCUCUUCAGGGAGCGUCCUCCUCUUUGUCACCAAGAAAGCAAACGCUGAUGAACUGGCCAAUAACCUCAAGCAAGAAGGGCACAGCCUGGGGCUGCUGCACGGCGACAUGGACCAGAGCGAAAGGAACAAGGUCAUCUCGGAUUUCAAGAAGAGUGCCUUCCCUGUUCUGGUUGCUACCGAUGUGGCAGCUCGUGGUCUGGAUAUCCCUUCAAUUAAGACCGUGAUCAACUACGACGUGGCCCGCGACAUCGACACCCAUACCCACCGCAUUGGUCGCACAGGCAGAGCAGGCGAGAAAGGGGUGGCCUACACCUUACUGACUCACAAGGACAGCAACUUUGCUGGGGACCUUGUUCGGAAUUUGGAAGGAGCCAAUCAGAAUGUUUCAAAGGAGCUCUUAGACUUAGCCAUGCAGAAUGCUUGGUUCCGAAAAUCCCGUUUCAAAGGAGGGAAGGGCAAGAAGCUCAACAUUGGUGGCGGUGGCCUGGGGUAUCGUGAACGCCCCGGCCUAGGUUCUGAUGGUUCUGAUCGUGGGAGUAACAGCAUCAUGAGCAAUUACGAAGCGUACAAACCUUCAACAGGAGCAAUGGGGGACAGACUGUCUGCAAUGAAGGCAGCAUUUCAGUCACAAUAUAAGAGUCACUUUGUGGCCGCCAGCUUUAACAACCAGAAGACGGGCAGCUCUUCAGCAGGUGCCAGUGGCUGGACCAGUGCUGGCAGCUUGAACUCCGUGCCAACAAAUUCAGCACAGCAGAACUUGGCAAAAUCCGACAGCCCCAUGAGCGCAGCAAAGGGGCUCUCAGGCUUCAUAAGCGCCGGAAGCCUAAACAGCAUCCCUCCCUUCCCGAGCCCCGGAAUUCAAGGAUUCAACAGUGUGAAUGCCAGUAACAGCACCCGAGAAGGUAGUGGUGGAGGCCGAGAACGGUACAGUGACAACCGAGGCAGCGGUCGCCAUGGCGACAACCAGCGCCAUGGAGACAGCAGCAGUCGCCACAGCGACAGCCAGCGCCAUGGAGACAGCUAUCGCCAUGGAGAGAACCGCCAUGGGGACAGCCAUCGUCACAGCGAAAGCCGACAUUCUGGCGGUGGAAGCAGCAGCCGCCACGGGGACAGCCGGAAUAAUGGGGACAGCCGGAACAGCAGUGAAAACAGAAAUAGUGAGAACAGGAACAGCGAGAACAGGAAGGAUGGCAACAGCAGGGACAACAGCAAGACAGAUGGUUUUGCUGUUCCCGAACCCCCAAAGCGCAAGAAGAGUCGAUGGGACAGCUAAAGGCCCAGGCUCACCACCAAGUGGCAAAGGCGCCUCUCGAAGGAGGCUUGGUCUGCCAAUAAGUAGUCACUGAGGAGGAAAGCAAUGGACAAGAACGUUCCCCAACCAACCUUGGCUGGUGCAUCUGUAGACAGCUUCACUUUAAUGGCACGUAGGUGUUGUGCUUUGGUAAAAAGGAAAGCAUUCCCUUUCGUGGGACUUCUCCAUGCUCUGGCUUUCAAUAUCCAUCCACCCGAGGGACUCGGUUAGCAAGAACAAAAAAAAUUGGUUGGGAGCAUUUUGAUUUUGCUUUUUGCUUUUUGUCCAGAAAGAGGCUUGAACUGGGUAGAUCCCCCCCCCCUUACGAAUCAGCACGGACUUCAACCAGCCCAGCCUCCCUUUCUUCACCGUCGUCACCGUGGUGCCCCUAAAACUUUGUCAGCUGGUUACAGUAGCAGGCUGUUUCCAGAUCUGCUUGCCAUGUUCAUACUCACAUUGCAUGUGCGCAGAGAAAAUGGUGAUCAGGAAUUGGGUGCCAACAGCUACCCCAAGCGGCAAACAUGUAGGUGGAAUGAUGACCCCUGGCAUGGGUGGGUCGUAAUGGAGCAGGCCCAUCUACACAGAAUCUCAGGCCUGGUGUGGGAAACAUAAGGUCUUGCUGUGGCUUAAGUCAGGACUUCAGCUAACCUUUUUCACCUUCUCACCACAUGUAUCAGCCCUAACUUUCUAAGUCCAUCUUUUAUUAGGAUUUGUGAGCGCAUGCUGUGACUCGAAUCCUGCCCUCUUGUCAGUAGUCCACACGUAAGACGGAGAAACGUGACCAGAGUAUCAGACCAUCCCCUGCUGCUCAGUGUUAAUUGACAGACACUGCUUGAGAUUUUAUUCCAAGAAGUGGAGGAGAGAGAUGCAGGAAACAUUUAAACAGUUCACCCUGCAAGUUCUGCAGUUUUUCUCUCUUUACUUAAGCCAGCUAAGAUGAGAAGUUUGAGGGGAGCGAUCUUUGAGUUGGUAAUGUGGCAGAUUUAAACAGCAGUCUCACUUAUUUGUGGGCCUCUUUUGGCCUAGGAGCCUCCAGUUGCCUGCCUGCUGUAUUUCAUAGAGUUAUUUUUAGGGGCAGAACGGCAACAUUCCCUCGUAUCCAAUUUGAGUUUUUACACCGCACGUCGUCUCCUGUCAUCCAGAUUAUUUCUUUCUGGCAGCAGAGAAUCUGACGUUUGGUGGCAAAAAACUGCUCAGCAAGGGCUUAGCAGAAGCUGUUACCUUCCAUCUCCCAGGGAUGGUCCAGUUUCAUGAAUAAACGUGGGGAACAAGAUCUCUGCUAACCAUGCAGUUGAUGGGGAAAGGCAGGCCAUGAGGUCCUGUGUAGAUUGGUUUAUAAAUGUUUUCCAGAUUUUUAUGGUUCCCUAUCUCUCUGCCCCCACCCUGGUUAAAACAUACUUGGGGGAAGAGAAACCUUUCACAUACCGCAUCAAGUUGUCAUGAUUUUUUUGGGGGGGGGGAGAUCCAGGAAGUUUUUCAGACUUUUGUAAGUUUGGGACUGGAAGAAGCUUGUACACAGAGAUACUAACAACGGGACCUGUUUGGAAACAGAUUGUGGUGUUCUUUCCAAAAUGGAUUUCACGUACAUCUGGAAAGAAGCAGCAAAUGUAAAAAUAUCUUGCUUUUUUAAAAACUGUGUUCUUGGGCUCUUUAAUUCUUUUUUUUUUUUUUACAAGUGUGGUAGGAUAAUCUUGUUUGCUGAAAGUAGAACUGUUUUAGCCUCUCAUUUAUACAAAAUUAUCUGAAGCCGUGUCAGGAUCUUGUGACAUGCUGUCCCCUUUAGUUUCUGCUUGCUCUUCUAGUAAAUGUUUUUAUUAUUAGGACAAUUGCCUGGCUUAUGACUGUUUUGUGUGUUUUUUCCCUCUUACUCAUGAGUAAGUUUUGCUGAUGCACACAAGGUCAGGCUGCUGUAAUUCUAAGGAAUGCUUUGUCAGCUCAGAUUGGCUGGGGUCUCUGAGCAUCUUUGCCUUUCCUCACAGCACCUUCCUCACCUCUCUUGCUCAAGUGCUUUUAUUCUAAAGGAUGCUUUUCCGUGGAGUGCCUGCUCUCUGCCUCUGG